Molecule: messenger RNA, 2619 nt
Organism: Salvelinus namaycush (lake trout)
Lineage: Eukaryota; Metazoa; Chordata; Actinopteri; Salmoniformes; Salmonidae
Product: voltage-dependent anion-selective channel protein 2-like
Exons: 8
Coding region: 20-958 (312 amino acids)
Biological process (GO): monoatomic anion transmembrane transport
Cellular component (GO): mitochondrial outer membrane
Molecular function (GO): voltage-gated monoatomic anion channel activity
Source: RefSeq, a predicted model, not a curated record
UUUGCCAAGCAGAUUCUUCAUGCUAGUUGGUGUGAGAGAGCUAAAGUACGCUGCCUUUGACAGGGUGAAGGAAGAACAGUGCUCAGACGCUUCACAACAUAACAUCGGUGCAAUGGCUGUUCCUCCUUCAUAUUCAGACCUGGGCAAGACUGCCAAGGACAUAUUCAGCAAGGGCUAUGGCUUCGGCAUUGUGAAGCUGGACCUGAAGACCAAGUCUCAGAGUGGAGUGGAGUUCAACACAUCAGGUUCCAGUAACACAGACACGGGGAAGGCAGCAGGUAACCUGGAGACCAAGUACAAGAUGAAGGAGCUGGGUCUGAGCUUCAACCAGAAGUGGAACACCGACAACACCCUGGCUACAGAGGUCACUGUGGAGGACCAGCUGGCUCAGGGACUCAAGGUGGCCCUGGACACAUCCUUCGUACCAAACACAGGCAAGAAGAGUGGCAAGCUGAAGACUGGCUACAAGCGUGACUUCCUUAAUGUGGGCUGUGAUGUUGACUUCGAGGGUCCCAUAAUCCACGCAGCAGCCGUGGUGGGUUAUGACGGCUGGCUUGCCGGGUACCAGAUGGCCUUCGAUAUGGCCAAGUCCAAACUGGCCCAGAACAACUUUGCCCUGGGAUACAAGGCUGGCGACUUCCAGCUCCACACCAACGUUAAUGAUGGGACUGAGUUUGGAGGUUCUAUCUACCAGAAGGUGGAUGACAAGCUGGAGACGGCGGUCACUCUGGCCUGGACGGCCGGCAGCAACAACACACGCUUCGGCAUCGCAGCCAAAUACGCCCUGGACAAAGACGCUUCCCUGUCUGCCAAAGUGAACAACGCCAGCCUGAUUGGAGUCGGCUACACCCAGACCCUCAGGCCAGGUGUGAAGGUGACUCUGUCAGCCCUGAUCGACGGGAAGAACUUCAACACCGGCGGCCACAAAGUGGGCCUGGGCUUCGAGCUGGAGGCAUAGAGCGGCGGGAACAAGACCCAACAACCAAGAGAAGAGCCCAGAACCAAUCACCCCUCAUUCCCAACCCCACACACCCUACCACAGCCCUUAUCCAAAACCACCAUCCUGUAGACACUCCAUUCCCACCUCUCUCUCACACACCACAGUCCCUUUCCACUCACACACAUUGAGUGUUUUGGCAGUAAUAGUCAAACCUGUGGCCGCCAUGUCCGUCUUGACUAAAGUAGCUGAAAUACACGAAUGAGACCGAGAGAGGCAUUCUGUAAUGUCAUGGCUGUUAUAGUCUAGCCUUUUGGUUUAGUUAGUUAAUUAGUUAGUUAUCUGGUCAUUAGUUAGUUAUACUGGUCAUCUAGUUUGAAAUUGAGUGUUUCAGUCUGAGUGCAUAAAGGCAGGCACUGGGGAUGGAUACCUCCCCUUUUAACUGACGUUGUAUAGAAACACUGUGGCUAAGUUAUUUCUCUUCUGACUGGUUACUGAAGUGACACUAAUAUUUCAGUAGGAGUUUGGAUGAGUAGUCCUCGGGUAAACGUGUCGCUCGUGUGAACUUACAUACGUUUAUAUUCCCCUUCGUAUUUCAUUGUAAACAUGUCUGAAUGAAUAUCGGGUGUAGAACAGAAGGCUUAGUAAGGAUGGAAGCCGGAUGCAGUUGAAGCCCGGUGUUCUCUUGGUUUAAAAAGAAUGCCGUCUGUUUCUUUUGUAUUGGUUUGAGUAUAAAAUGUUUUGGGUGUAUUUUGGUUGUGCUGUGUUGUGGACCAUGGUGCCCGUCAAACCCAGUGUGAUCAUAGGACGUUUGUGAUUUUGGAUGUGCACAACUUCAAUUGUAUGUUUUCAUAUCACGGGGUGUAAACCGUUAGUUUUGGCCACAGGCCUGGUGGAAAGAGGCAUUUUACAGCCAGUUCAGCCAAUUUUCGUUCAAUUCCUGAUUUGACCGAACUGAGAUUUUAAUUGAGCCCAACCCUGAGAGGGAACCAACCAUUUCGCCACCGCUACAGUCUGCUGUUACUGUAACUACACUGAAGAGGGGAGUCUGCAGGAGAGGUUAAGGAAGAUUCUACAUUACCCAUACAGCGCUACAAAACGGAAGGACCUAUUAGGAGUGUUGUCGGCUGAAUGCAGUUCUACAUGUCCCAAAACUCAACAUUUCUUCAUCUCCUUGUCUUUGCUCUGAGGCCACUCUUCUUUAGAGGACAGCUGGUAGGUGAAAGCAAUAUGGUGGGAUCUUCCAGUAGGUGAGAAAAGAUGGCAUUUCUACAGUGUUGCUUAUAUCUAUCUAGUCUUGUUAAGAUCUGUGGUCACAUGACGAGGGAUGUGGAUGUUGUUGCUCAUGCUGUUUUAGACCUACACCCCUUCCUGGCUGUCAUUGGUGCCCUCGGGAGCCAAUCGACACUCCCUGUAUGUCCCACUCUCUGUACAUAGUAUACAUAUUCUCCUCCCCGAGUUUCAACACUCGUACCGUUAGACAACAUUUGAAGGGAGGCUGUUGUGUAGGCUCGGUCCCUCCUUUACCAAGUCAUAAACCAUGAAUCCAUGUAUCUUUGUUUUCUUUCCAUUUUUGUCAUAAUUAUGAAUCUUUUUGAAUUGGUGUGUUCGAGACACAGCACCUCGUUUUUUCCCCCAAAACUCAAGUAAUGGAAUUCUAAUUAAAAAAAACUUGUCCUGAU